AUGGGGCUGUGGAGAGAAGCCGCGGUGCACAUCGGCCAACAAACCUUCACGCGGUUUGACCACGAGGUGACGUGGCGGGCGGCGCUGCUGUACUGUCGCAGGCACCACACGGACCUGGCCGACCUGCAGCUGGUGGCGGACCCGGCAGCCAAGGAGGCCCUGAAAUCCAUCACGAGUGAGACCGAGGCCUGGAUUGGCCUCUACUUCAACGCGGCCUCCGGGGCCCUGAGCUGGUCCAGCGACCUGGGGUCCAGCAUCCCCGCCUGGCUCCAGGUGCCCCAGUUGGGGACCGGACUGUGCGCGGGGCUCCGCACCUACGCGCGCUACUCCCCCCGGGUUUAUUCCCUGGACUGCUCUUCCCUGAAACCCUUCAUCUGCUUCUACGACCCCUCCAUCGGGCACCGGGAGUCCGCUGCUCUUUAUCCAUCCUUUAUCGGUCCCUCCUCAGAUGUGACUAUGGAGCCCACGCUCAGGCCAAGUAUAUCCCUGCUUCCUAUUCCAUGGACUCCUGCAGCUGUGACCACCGAAGGGACCGGUGGCGACACGGGAAGUUCAGCCACCGCCACUCGGGCCCAACAUUUGAGCUCGACCGAACACCCGGAGUCUACAGAAACCGGCCCAACUCCCACAUCAGGGCAACUCUUUGGAAUCCUGAAAGCAGAUUUUACCAUCCCAGCUCUGCUGGACCCACAGGAUAUGAAAGAGCAAUUUUUGAGUGAGAUCCAAGAAGUCUUAAAGCUUACAUUAGGUCGUGAGCAAUUCAGAUUGAAAUGGGUUGGCUUCGAAGUAAACAAAAAAUAGCCCACGUCGACUGAUCUGGAGUCUGCUUCUGUCUUCUCUGGAUUUGGAGUCAAUUUUAGUCUUUAAAUUCCUAGUAGAUCAGACUCUACAUUUGUUCCAGGCUUUUAGCAAUAACUCCAGAUAGAGGCUAACUGACAGAAGUUCAGAUCCACGCCCAGCACAAAAGAAAACUAUCUGGGAGGAGAAAAACCUGGCAUUCCUGGAUCUUAUGGAACGAGAUAGGUAAACAGAAGCACAUGGAGGCAUCUGUGAACAGUAACCUGGAGAAUGACAAGCAAACCAGAACAAAAAACCCCCAAUGAAAGCAACAAGAAUCCUGAAACAAACCCCAUUAAUCUACCUGGGGAAUUAAGAGAGGCCACACUUCCAAAGAAGUGAAGGGCACUUCCCCUAUGAGCCAUUAACUACUGAAGAGAUUUCAAGGUCUCCAGAAUGAGGAGCUCUCUGAGGGCAUUGUCACAGUACAACAUACUAAUGCGAGCUACCUGUCCUACUACAGCUAAAUAUUUUUCACCUGUCAAUUAGGAAAAAUUAUAUAUAAAACCUCAGAAGAAUGUUCCUGCAUACAUUUCCUUUCUGGUUUUUCUCCUGUGUUCUAAUCACCCAGAUACAUGCUAGAAGUAAGGUGGUAAAUAUGUCAAAUACAGUAGCAACUUUAGUCUGAAAUGUUUAAAGUUAAAGUUUAUUUGUAUUCUUUGUAG
Molecule: messenger RNA, 1502 nt
Organism: Canis lupus familiaris (dog)
Lineage: Eukaryota; Metazoa; Chordata; Mammalia; Carnivora; Canidae
Product: putative C-type lectin domain family 20 member A
Exons: 6
Coding region: 1-801 (266 amino acids)
Source: RefSeq, a predicted model, not a curated record